Molecule: messenger RNA, 1816 nt
Organism: Drosophila grimshawi
Lineage: Eukaryota; Metazoa; Arthropoda; Insecta; Diptera; Drosophilidae
Gene: GatB
Product: glutamyl-tRNA(Gln) amidotransferase subunit B, mitochondrial
Exons: 8
Coding region: 240-1790 (516 amino acids)
Biological process (GO): glutaminyl-tRNAGln biosynthesis via transamidation; mitochondrial translation
Molecular function (GO): glutaminyl-tRNA synthase (glutamine-hydrolyzing) activity
Source: RefSeq, a predicted model, not a curated record
AUAAUAAUUUGUGGUUUGAGCAAAGAAGGUAGAUCGCUGAAAAUAUUAAUCAAACCCUAAGUUGGUUUACCCCUUAGAUUUAGAUCUACUUCGUCAGGUUAUCAGCUGUUCGAUUGUUGCUAUCGAAUUUGUCUGUUCAAGUUCGAAUCAGAAUAGGUAAUGCUCCUAUUGGCUGAGAGAGCGGCUGAUUCUCAGCUGUUGUGGUUAUCAAAUCUCAGCCCGCAAGGAAACCAUUUGCAAUGGGAAGUUAUGUUAUAGUCCGUCGACUGGCAACGCAGCCCAAAUUGGCCAAGGCCCCCAAGCGCAAAUGGAAAAGCGUCGUUGGCUUGGAGGUGCAUGCACAAAUUGCAUCAGCGUCCAAAUUGUUUUCGGGCAGUGGCACUGCCUUUGGAGCACCUCUAAACACAGCAGUUGCCUAUUUUGAUGCCUCCAUACCAGGCACUCUGCCCGUUCUUAAUCGGAAAUGCGUGGAGUCUGGAAUAAAGACUGCUCUGGCGCUUGGCUGUCGGGUGAACGAGGUGUCCAUGUUUGAUCGCAAGCAUUACUUCUAUGCCGACUUGCCAAACGGUUACCAAAUUACACAACAACGCGCGGCGCUGGCGAACAGUGGUCUGAUGACAUUUCCAGUCAUUACGCCCGGCAAAAAGGUUUACUAUAAAUCUGUAAACCUAUUGCAAUUGCAAUUGGAGCAGGACAGUGGCAAAUCAUUGCACGACGAGCAUCUAAAAAGAAGUUUAGUUGACCUCAAUCGCGCCGGGCUGCCUUUAAUGGAACUUGUGUUUGCACCAGAUUUGGAAACUGGCGAAGAGGCUGCUUCGCUGGUGAAAGAACUUAUGCUCAUACUAAAGCGACUACAAACCUGUAGCUGUAAAAUGGAAGAGGGUGCAAUGCGUGUGGAUGCCAAUAUAUCCAUACAUAAGGAAGGGGAUCCCUUCGGCGUGCGCACUGAAGUUAAGAACAUUGGCUCUGUGCGAAGCAUUUCGCAGGCGAUUUCCUAUGAAAUCAAUCGCCAGCUGGAGCUUGUGGCUGAGGGUGGUGUGGUCACAAAUGAAACGCGCUCCUGGGAUGCAGAGAACAGGCGGACUAUCGCAAUGCGUGACAAGGAAGUGCUGCAAGAUUAUCGCUUUAUGCCAGAGCCCAAUUUGCCGCCCUUGCAUGUGAAUCUUAAACCAGGCUCCAGUUCAACCAACGAUUUGAUAUCGGUUGCUGCGUUAAGUAAAGAAAUACCUGAAUUGCCCGAGCAUACGCGUCAGCGACUAAUGGAACAUUACAAACUAAAUGCAGAGACAGCCAUCAUUUUGGUGAAUGAACCCGUCCUGCUGGAUCACUUUGUAAAUAUUACUAAGAGUCUAGUUGGUGUGCCAACAAAAUUAGUUACCAACUUUCUUAUUAACGAUCUGUUGACCUACUGCAACAAGCUUAGCUUGGACAUCGAGGAUUGUGCUAUAAGCGCCAGUGCGUUGAAGGAUGUCCUCAAAUCACUUCAUGCAGAACAAAUUAAUUUGCAAGCAGCACGACAACUUAUUCAGCUCUUACACAAUAAUCCCACGAGUGAUGUUAGUCAACUGAUUGGCGAGCACAAUCUGGAACAGAUUUGCGAUAUGAGCACCAUUGAGGCCUAUUGCCAGCAGGCAAUGGUAAACCAACCAAAGGCUGUGCAGCAAUACCAGAAGGGGAAAUCGAAAGCCCUCUUUGCCAUAGUCGGUGAGGUGGCCAAGUUAUCUGCUCAAAAGGCGAAUAUGAAAUUAGUUGUAAAUUGUUUGGAAAAGCUGCUGAAGACGCAAAAAUAAAAGCGCAUUUUUUAUGUGUUGUUGGA